AAUAUUCUCAUGCGAAAAAUGACAGUUUGUGUUUUCACACUUUUAGAAUUUAGAUAAGAAUCACAAGAUUGCUUUUUUUUUCUUUUUCUAGAUCAAUCUUUUUUUCACAAGAUAACAUUUGUUCACCUCCAUAUUUAUGGCUUGAUACAUAUAUACAAAUAUAGGUUUUACAUAUAUAUUGUUUACAUAUUUUUGUUACAAAAGAAGAAAAAAAGAGAAAGACAUUUAAUACGAUAUCGUUUUGUUGUGCUAAACAAGCCAGAAAAGCCUUAUUUAAGAAAGUUAUUAAAACUCCUUACAUUAAAUAACAAUUUCUAAACCUUCAGAGAAAGAAGAGAAAAAAAUUGGUAUGGUGGUUAGGAAAAAUGAUACGAUUUGAUAUGUCAAUAACUACAACUUGUUAUAUGAUGAAACCGUAAUAUUGAUUGUGAUUCCGUAAUCAUCGAAACUUAAUUAUUGUUAGAGUUAACAUCUUAACAGUGCAGCCAAAUUACCCUAAAAUUACGUGAAACGUAUAAAUACCCCCAUGAACCACAUUUCAAGCCAAAUCUAGAUACACUAAAAAGCCAUUUCAAAAGAGAAACAAUUAAUAAUGGGCAAGCUCUUGGUGAUAAUGUUAGUUGGGAUGUUCUUGGCUUUCGAAAGCUUGGAAGCACUUGACUAUGGAGAUGCACUAAACAAGUCUAUCUUGUUCUUUGAAGGCCAACGAUCCGGUAAACUCCCGACUAACCAACGGGCUACUUGGCGAGGCGAUUCUGCCCUCUCCGACGGUUCAUCAGCUAAUGUGAAUCUGAUUGGAGGAUAUUACGAUGCUGGUGACAAUGUAAAAUUUGUGUGGCCAAUGUCAUUUACCACAACUUUGUUGAGUUGGGCUGCUAUUGAAUACCAAAAUGAGAUUUCUUCCGUUAACCAGCUCGAUUAUCUCCGGUCUGCUAUCCAAUGGGGAACCGAUUUUAUUCUCCGCGCUCACACGUCGCCCACCAUGCUAUAUACACAGGUAGGAGAUGGGAAUUCAGAUCAUAGUUGUUGGGAGAGGCCAGAAGAUAUGGACACACCAAGAACUCUCUACAGUAUCUCUUCCUCUUCCCCGGGUUCCGAAGCUGCCGGUGAAGCCGCAGCCGCUCUUGCUGCAGCCUCAAUUGUUUUCAAAUCGGUCGAUUCUACUUAUUCAUCCACGCUACUAGACCAUGCGAAAACCCUGUUUGAAUUUGCUGACAAGUACAGAGGUUCUUACCAAGCAUCUUGCCCCUUUUACUGCUCAUACUCAGGCUACCAGGAUGAAUUAUUAUGGGCUGCGGCAUGGCUAUACAAAGCAACAGGAGAGCAGAGUUACAAAAAUUAUGUUAUAAGCAACAAAGAUUGGAGCCAAGCCGUCAAUGAAUUCAGCUGGGACAACAAAUUCGCCGGCGCUCAGGCUUUACUCGCUUCGGAGUUUUACAACGGGGCAAAUGACUUGGCUAAAUUUAAGACCGAUGUUGAAUCAUUCGUCUGCGCAUUGAUGCCCGGAAGUAGCUCUCAACAAAUUAAACCAACUCCUGGUGGCAUUUUGUAUAUUAGAGACAGUAGCAACUUACAAUAUGUUACAACAGCUACAACGGUUUUGUUCCACUACGCAAAAACUCUAACACAAGCAGGUGUUAGUUCAAUUCAGUGUGGUUCCACCCAGUUCACCGCAUCUCAAAUUCAAAAUUUCGCCAAAUCACAGGUGGAUUAUAUCCUUGGAAACAAUCCAAUUUCAAUGUCUUACAUGGUCGGGUUUGGGACAAAGUAUCCUACACAACCUCAUCAUAGAGGCUCAUCAUUACCGUCAAUCCAAUCUAAACAGGAGAAAAUCGACUGCAAUGGAGGGUUUUCAUACUACAAUUCUGAUACACCAAACCCGAAUGAGCAUACCGGCGCGAUUGUGGGCGGUCCGAAUUCAUCCGACCAGUAUAGCGACAAAAGAUCAGAUUACUCUCACGCAGAACCAACAACUUACAUCAAUGCCGCCUUUAUUGGCCCCGUCGCUGCUCUGAUCAGUUCUUCCGGUUAAACUCACGUUUAAACUUGGUCGUGGGGAAACAAAACAUCAGCGAAGAAGACUCAAACUUGAAGAAUUAAUCAGGGGAUGUGUCAUUUGCUCUAAACAUAUAUAGAUAUAUUUAUACACACUUACAUAUCAUUAUAUUUUAU
Messenger RNA from Camelina sativa (false flax), 2172 nucleotides. RefSeq names its product endoglucanase 20-like. The record is from RefSeq and is a predicted model, not a curated record. Gene Ontology annotation, biological process: carbohydrate metabolic process. NCBI's taxonomy places the organism in Eukaryota, Viridiplantae, Streptophyta, Magnoliopsida, Brassicales, Brassicaceae. Gene Ontology annotation, molecular function: hydrolase activity, hydrolyzing O-glycosyl compounds.